AUGAAUGGUCACGCCAUGCCAAGAGGUUUAGACGAGAUGGCGAAAAAAAAGAAAAGAGAAGAACCCGAUUGCCAACAUGAGAGGUAUGGGUCACAAUUCGAGGUCGCCGCUAUCACACUUGUUAUUGUAAUCGUUGAUCCAAAUUGUGUUGAAUUCGAUUGUUCAACCUUGUGCGCUUUGACAUUUUCGAGGACAGGGAAAACCAAAAUGGUCUAA
This is a messenger RNA of Acaulospora colombiana, 216 nucleotides long. Lineage: Eukaryota; Fungi; Glomeromycota; Glomeromycetes; Diversisporales; Acaulosporaceae. The record is from the annotation of a GenBank genome assembly.